This is a messenger RNA of Myripristis murdjan (pinecone soldierfish), 2057 nucleotides long. RefSeq names its product sec1 family domain containing 1 (gene scfd1). Bases 15 to 1868 code for a protein of 617 amino acids. NCBI's taxonomy places the organism in Eukaryota, Metazoa, Chordata, Actinopteri, Holocentriformes, Holocentridae. The record is from RefSeq and is a predicted model, not a curated record. The transcript has 24 exons. Gene Ontology annotation, biological process: vesicle-mediated transport.
CUGCUCUGAAGCGAAUGCUGAACUUCAACGCUCCUCCUCUGAAGAACGCAGCCGCUGAGCCAGUAUGGAAGGUGCUGAUAUACGAUCGGUUUGGGCAGGACAUCAUCUCCCCUCUGCUGGGUGUGAAGGAGCUCAGAGACAUGGGCAUCACACUGCACCUGCUCCUUCACUCAGACAGAGACCCCAUUCCAGAUGUACCUGCCAUCUAUUUUGUAAUGCCUACAGAGGAGAACAUCGACAGGAUAUGCCAGGACCUGAGGAACCAGCUGUAUGAGUCGUACUACCUGAACUUCAUCUCUGCCAUCAGCAGGAGUAAACUGGAGGACAUCGCCAGCGCCGCGCUCGCCGCCAACGCCGUCACCCAGGUCACCAAGGUUUAUGAUCAGUAUCUGAACUUCAUCACUCUGGAGGACGACAUGUUCAUCCUCUGCCACCAGAACAAGGAGCUCAUCUCCUACCACGCCAUCAACAGAGCAGACAUCCUGGACACAGACAUGGAGGCCAUCAUGGACACCAUCGUGGACAGUCUCUUCUGCUUCUUCGUCACACUCGGUGCGGUGCCGAUCAUCCGCUGCCCUCGAGGAAACGCAGCAGAGAUGGUCGCUGUGAAGCUGGAUAAGAAGCUGCGUGAGAACCUGCGAGACGCCAGGAACAGCCUGUUCACCGGAGACAACAUGACCGCCGGGCAGUUCAGUUUCCAGAGGCCCCUGUUUGUCCUGGCGGAUCGUAACCUGGACUUGGCCACACCCCUUCACCACACCUGGACCUAUCAGGCGCUGAUCCAUGACGUCCUGGACUUCCACCUGAACAGGGUGAUGAUGGAGGAGGGGCAGGGGGCGGAGCCAUCUCCUGCUGGGGCCAGACCAAAGAAAAAGAGCAGGAAGACCUACGACCUCACCGCCGCCGACAAGUUCUGGCAGAAACACAAGGGCAGUCCGUUCCCGGAGGUGGCGGAGUCGGUGCAGGAGGAGCUCGACACCUACAGAGCGCAGGAGGACGAGGUCAAACGCCUCAAGAGCAUCAUGGGUUUGGAGGGCGAGGAUGAAGGUGCCAUCAGCAUGCUGUCAGACAACACGGCCAAACUCACCUCAGCUGUCAGCUCCCUGCCCGAGCUGCUGGAGAAGAAGAGGCUGAUCGACCUUCACACCAACGUGGCGACGGCAGUCCUGGACCACAUCAAGAGCCGUAAACUGGAUGUUUACUUCGAGUACGAAGAGAAGCUGAUGAGCAAAUCCACCUUAGACAAAUCACUGCUGGAUAUCAUCAGUGACCCCGACGCUGGAACUCCUGAAGACAAAAUGCGACUGUUCCUCAUCUACUACAUCACCGCACAGCAAGCACCCUCUGAGGCCGACCUGGAGCAGUACAAGAAGGCUCUGCAGGACGCCGGCUGCGACCUGUCACCUCUCAACUACAUCAAGCAGUGGAAGGCGUUUACCAAGAUGGCCGCCGCCCCAGCCAAUUAUGGCAACAGCGGAGUCAAACCCAUGGGUCUGUUUUCCAGAGUGAUGAAUACCGGCUCGCAGUUCGUCAUGGAGGGAGUGAAGAACCUGGUGCUCAAACAGCAUAACCUUCCAGUCACACGGAUCCUCGACAACCUGAUGGAGAUGAAGUCACAUCCUGAAACAGACGACUAUCGCUACUUCGACCCCAAGAUGCUGCGCGGCAGUGAGAGCUCCAUUCCCCGGAACAAGAACCCAUUCCAGGAGGCCAUCGUGUUUGUAGUUGGAGGAGGAAACUACAUUGAGUACCAGAACCUGGUGGACUACGCCAAGUCUAAACAGGGGAAGAAAGUUUUGUAUGGUUGCAGUGAACUCUUCAACGCUGCCCAGUUCAUCAAACAGCUCGCCCAGCUGGGCCAGAAGUGAGCGGGACCCCCCUGACAUGUGACACCCCCCCCCCCCCCCCCCCCCCCCCCCAACCCCCUCCACACACACACACACACACACACACACACACACACACACACACUCUCUCUCUCUCUGUAAAUGACUAAUCUUCUUCUUCUUCUGUGGUUCUGCCUCCCAGCACCAAUAAAGUUUAACAGUCUGAUCUCA